Manis javanica (Malayan pangolin) is the source of this 1387-nucleotide messenger RNA. It is a transcript of the gene MFAP2, whose product is annotated as microfibril associated protein 2. The record is from RefSeq and is a predicted model, not a curated record. Gene Ontology annotation, biological process: embryonic eye morphogenesis. Gene Ontology annotation, cellular component: microfibril. Lineage: Eukaryota; Metazoa; Chordata; Mammalia; Pholidota; Manidae.
AGACGGAGGGCAACAUGACAGCUGUGAGCGGCACAGCAGAAGAUGCUUAAGAAAGAGCGUAACAGGAAGAAAGAGAAGGCUCUUCAAGGAGGGGAGGGUUUGAUCUAUAGCCAAGAGGUAGACCUCACCAGUAUUCCAGGUGGAUGGAAUAGCUUGAGCAAAGGCCCUGUGGCAGGUGAAGAAAGGGGUUUGGUGAGAGACUGCCAAGAGGCCUAUGGCUUUGGGGAAUCAGGCUGCGAAUGAGGAGGAGGACUGCAACGAAGGGAUGACGGCUGUCUGACAGGAGCCCAGCCCGCUUCGCUGCGUAGCCAUGAGAGCUGCCUACCUCUUCCUGCUAUUUCUGCCUGCAGGCCUGCUGGCUCAGGGCCAAUAUGACCUGGACCCACUGCCUCCGUUCCCGGACCACGUCCAGUAUACCCACUACAGUGACCAGAUUGACCACCCAGACUACUAUGAUUAUCAAGAAGCAACUCCUCGGCCCCCUGAGGAGCAGUUCCAGUCCCAGCAGCAAGUCCAACAGGAGGUCAUCGCAGCCCCCACCGUAGUACCAGGAAACGCAGAGACAGAGCCCACAGAGCCUGGGCCCCUUGACUGCCGUGAGGAGCAGUACCCAUGCACCCGCCUCUACUCCAUACACAAGCCUUGCAAACAGUGUCUCAACGAGGUCUGCUUCUACAGCCUUCGCCGAGUGUACGUCGUCAACAAGGAAAUCUGUAUCCGCACGGUUUGUGCCCACGAGGAGCUCCUCCGAGGACAUCCUCCAUCGCCAGGGCUGGGGAGGGGGCAGCAGUUCCCAUCGCCCUGCUCACCCCUGAUGCUAGCUGCUUCCUGCCCCACCACAGCUGACCUAUGUCGGGACAAGUUCUCCAAAUGUGGUGUGAUGGCCAGCAGUGGCCUGUGCCAAUCCGUGGCGGCCUCCUGUGCUAGAAGCUGCGGGGGCUGCUAGGGUGGAGCUAGCACCCUGAGCCCUGGACCGCCCCGGACCCUCCUUGGAUCUGGGGCCCUCAGGCCCUGCCUGAUCUGGUGCUUUUCUACCCAGCCUGACAUCCCUUUUAUUCUGUAAAAAGUUAGUGGACUGUGGCCCUGGGCGUUGUCUCAGGGCCCUCCUCCAGGCUGUGGCCACCCCUGGGGCAGAACGGGGGGGGCCCCCACCGCCUUGUCUUCAUUCCCAGUAGGGGGCAUACUAGGCCUCGCUCUCAUCCCAGAGGAACCUGGGCCUCCAAUGGGCCUUCUCAGCCCUCUGAGGACAGUGCCCCCCACCCCCAGCCCCUUGAGGUAGGCUAUGCCCCUCACCCCAGCUGGUCUGCUUGGAUUUAAUACAGCCCCCGGGCAUAGACCACCUUUGUUUUAUAUAAAAUUAAAAACAUGUUUUUACAAAAGAUUGUCA